This is a messenger RNA of Acanthaster planci (crown-of-thorns starfish), 4690 nucleotides long. Its product is annotated as phosphatidylinositol 4,5-bisphosphate 5-phosphatase A-like. The record is from RefSeq and is a predicted model, not a curated record. Gene Ontology annotation, cellular component: ruffle; cytoplasm; plasma membrane. NCBI's taxonomy places the organism in Eukaryota, Metazoa, Echinodermata, Asteroidea, Valvatida, Acanthasteridae. Gene Ontology annotation, molecular function: phosphatidylinositol-4,5-bisphosphate 5-phosphatase activity. Gene Ontology annotation, biological process: phosphatidylinositol dephosphorylation.
GGGCGCUAUUCGGGAAAGGCAGUAAGCGCAUAAUAUAGACAUAAAUAACCUGGGGCCGAGUCGAGUAGGUGUGAAGAGUGUUCAAGAUGAGCAGUAUAAUUUAACACAACACUUGUUUGUUGACAAACAGUAGGUGAUGGUGCGUUUGGUCAAGAAUUUCGAGCCCCAUUUACACGUUUUUCGAUGAAAUUGAAAUAGUGUCGCUUUCAGUUCGUUUGUGAACUUGGCGUACACGGUAUAUAUACAGCAAAGAAUUGAUACCACUUACCAGAAUGACGGAAAUAAGCAUUGUUGUAUGCACCUACAAUGUUGCCACCUUGGAUCCACCAAAGGAACUUUUGAAUGACCUUAUUUGGCUCCACACGAGUGAUGCCCCCGACCUUUAUGCUAUUGGCCUUCAAGAGGUCAGCUCCAAACCUCAUGAAGUCAUCCAGAGCACUCUCAGCGAUGACCCUUGGACGGAAGCUAUCUCGGCAUGCGUGUGUGAGAAGGGAUACGCUAUGGUGAGUUCCAUCCGUCUUCAGGGUAUCAUCCAGCUGUUGUUUGCUCGCAUGCUUCACUUACCGUUCCUUCGGGAUAUUCAGACAGACUUCACACGGACUGGCCUGGGGGGAACAUGGGGCAACAAAGGUGCUGUGUCUAUUCGGCUGGACUGCUAUGAGCGCUCGCUGUGCCUCAUCAAUACUCACCUGGCCGCUCACGUUGAGAACUGGGCAGACAGAGAUAAGGAGUAUCACACUAUUGUCACCAGCCAGACCUACUCUCACCCAAAGACGCCGACAGUUCUUGAUCACGACUACAUCAUCUGGUUCGGCGACCUCAACUACCGCAUCGAGGAUCUGUCUGUUGAAGUGGUCAAGUUUUUGAGCACACCCAAGAAGCUGCACGUGCUGCUGGAGAAGGACCAGCUCAAGCUGUCCAUAAGGAGCAAGCUGUCCUUUGAGGGGUUCCGCGAAGGCCCAGUGACGUUCAUCCCGACCUACAAAUAUGAUUUUCAAAGUGAUGAUUUCGAUACAAGCCCUAAGCAACGGCCCCCAGCCUGGACGGAUCGUGUCCUCUGGAAGGUUCACCCCAAGUAUGCAGGGGAUGAAACAGACUUCUGCAUCACGCAAAUGGCCUACCGUUCCCACGGCAACAUCAAAUGGAGUGACCACAAACCAGUCAGUGCCGAAUUCAGAUUAGGGGUGUCUAUGGAGACGGCCCGACCCUUGGUGUCCUUUGACCCCAUUGAGUCCUGGAGGAGAGGGGAGGAUGCACAGUGUACCUAUAAGGUGGCCCCAGGAACCAGGACUAGCAACUGGGACUGGGUGGGAUUGUACAAGGUUGGAUUCCAGACACCAAGUCGCAGCUAUGUAACCUAUGUCUGGGCUGUGCCCAAUGGAGAAACAAGGCAAGCGUCUGGGUGCCGGGUUACCUUCAAGUCCAACUACCUCCCAGAUGACACCUUCUCCAAGUAUGUGUUGUGUUACUUUAGUAAAGCUAUGAACUGUGUGCUGGGAGUCAGCAAUGUGUUCAGGGUCCUUCCCUUUGAGGAAGACACCAGACAAUUCAGGGCGGCAGACUAUGGUUUUGCAGAAACAGCGACAGUCCUCCGUGACAUAGCUGGUAUAUGAGACCAACAGGGGAAGAAACAAGCAAGAACCAAGCUGGUUUCCAAAAACAACCAUUCCUCUUCAGCUCUGUUUUACCAGUAUAUUUAAUCUAUUACAAGUCUCUUUGAUCCAAUUCUUGGCUCUCAAAUGAAGACAGAAAAGGUUAGGAAAAGCCUAUCAGUUAAUCUUUGUGUUCCCUGUUUUUUUCUUGGGGGUGUGGUAGUAAUUUCUUUGCUGUUCUUCCGCAGCUUAUAAUCAAAUAUGUCUGUGUUUUUGACAAAAGUCUGAUAGCUAGGGGUGUUAUGAUUCAUUGCAUUGAUGCGCAAACUUAUGAUAAUACUGCAUGGCAGCACCACGGUAUGGAAAUUCUCACAUGUGGCUGUGAAAUAAACCUAGCUAAAACACAAAUUAUUUCAUGCACAUGAAGUGUGAAUUUAUGCUAGAGUUUAUGAAAAUGAUGCAUGUUUAAAAAUGAAAGUUAAGAGCAGGUAAUCAUAGCAUUUCUGUUAACUUGCAAACAUCUUAAAAAUGAGCCUGUGAAUAAAUACAAAUACAUAAGGCAGAAAACAACCUUAGCUUCUAUUCACGAUUUGUAUCAUGAUGCAUAUCAUGGUGCUGUGACCUCAAUAGUAUUUUAUGAAACAGUCGUAUCAUUGCACCUCUACUUGUUGUGGAUUGAUCUAUCCAAUAAUCCCCUAUUCUUAACGGUAAUAGUUCUUAGCCCUUCACUUGUUGGAGGAUUGAGGAUUAGCAGGAUUAAACAUGCAGAAUGCAGUGAGUGGUAACAUGUUGGGGUGCAUUUUUGCUUUUACCAAACAUCAGCAGUGUAUUCUGAAAAACUUCCUCCAAAUCUUCCUUCUCAUUUCCUUUUAAAUACAGAAUUUUUAAAAAAAAUUCUUAACAGUCAAGGCUUAUUUUAUUUUCAAAUCAUGAAAGCGCAAUUUAUGCAAGAAAGGAUUAAGUUUUUGUUUACAUGUUCAUGUACUUGCCGUAUCAGUGUUAUAAUGUAAAAUGAAACAGUUAUGAUUGUGUGAUUUUUAUCCUAAUUUAGAAGUGAGCCAAGCGUUUCAUACAACAUAGCCACACAAACUGCAUUCUUGCAAGAGAUACUUUUUUCUCGGUCAGUUCAAAGUGAUUGUGAGUCAGAGUUACAAAAUAUGAUGAAAGUAGCCAUAGAAAGCAGGUGUAACAUUGUCCUGGUCUGCACAGUACAGCAUAAUUGGCCAGCUACAGGCCUCGUAAAACAGGUGGAAAGGUUGAAAAAAACAAGGUUUCACUUUGAUUCAAACUUUUGUAAAUAGUGAAUGGGUCAGUUUGUAAAUAUCUGCAAAAGUUGCGCUACAUUGGAGGAGCAUUUGUUUGAAAAGGUGCUACUGGUUUACAUGUGUUUGAAUGGGAGUGAUUAUUUUGUUUGUGAAUUAAGUGAAAUAGGCAUAGCAGCUGUGAGCUAUCUUGGCUGAAAUUGAUGAAUUAGAAAUUUAUUUUAUUCUCAAAAAUAACUUAUUUUACAUGCUUUUUAAGUACAUUUAUUGAGCUUUAGGAUAAACAGAUUGUAGAAACUAGAAGCUACUACAGUUAAACAAUGUUGACAAGGUACGGUUAUGCCCAGAUGGUAUCCAUGAGUACAUAGUGAUUUCUCUUUUUUUCAUGAGUUCAUUUAUAGACAGAUAUGACACAAGAAUUUGAAAAUAGAUUGAAAGUUCAUAUUAAAAGCGGCAUUUUUCAUCAGAUGGGGGUUAAGACACAGAAAUCUGCUUUCUCCAGUGUGAUGCUCAGAACAUAACAGUUACCAGCUAAAAUGCCACGCAGUGCACAUUAGGUAUGGCUGGUUCCCCACUUACUGCCACCCACCCAGGCAUGUGAAUUUUUAAUUUGCACCCGCUGGAGAUUUUAAGGAGCAUAGAUUCUGAGGGGCAAACUGUCUCUUGUUCAGCACACAGUAGUUAGUACCACUGGAAAGUAGGUAAGCUCAGUACAAAGUAGUUGAUUAGUACUUAAAGAAUAAAUUGAGAUGAUUUCUAGCCUUGCAAGUCGCAUGUACUUAAAGCGAACCAGUGUAUUUAUCCCAGAGUGCAAUAUACUGUGUUGUAAUGAAGAAUAUAAUGACGUGUAGGUUCAGGAGUGAAUGGUUGUAAAAUUUAUACAGUGCUUGAGAAAAGUGCUGGAGACUAAUCCAAUUAUAUUAACUGUGAAGGCACAGCAAUCCCAUGCACAACCUUCAGCUUGACACAUACAUACAUUUGGUUGAAGGGGCCUGUAAUGUAUGCCCACCACCUGUCUGCGAGCGCUGUGCCAAGCAGUAAUCGCUUCUAAUUCUGGUAGUCAAAUUACACUAUAAUUCAAAUCAGGUUGAGUAAAUUGAGCAUUUGGAUUGUGAACAGUGCAGUUCAGGCUCUGUUGGUCUGUUCAAUAUUUGCUUCAACAUCAUUUUUGGAAGGUCUAUUUGAAGUGCCUUAACUUCAUCCAAACAUUCAGGGAAAUGUUGUGUACAUGUACUUGAGCUUGUUGCAUUCCCUGCUUUGACGACACCUGCACUGUGUUUAAAGCUAUUUAUUCCACUAAUGAAGAGACAGAAAAUCUUAAGCAGUGAAGAUAGAUUUUAUAUCACAUUUAUAGUUGCAAGUGUGGAUUUUUUCCAAAGGGGGGAAGGGGUGGGGUGAAUAUGGGUCAGCAGAGGCUGGCACACGUGGUGGCCUAUGUGGUGAAAUCAACUAGCAUUUAAAAUUGCAACCACCCCUACCUAUAUUCAUACUUAUUAAACCUAUCUAAAUAUAAUAUGCGAUUGAUUUUAAUGAUGAAAAAUUUAUUUGAAGUAGCAUAAAAUUUAUUCAGAAAAUAUUUCAAAUACUUUAUUUCUAGUGGAGUUACAGUUUUGGUUUAUCAUUUGCGUAAAGGAUAUCUGCUUUUGGUAUUUUUUAUAUUAUAUUUACAUUGAUGUCUUGAUUUAUUGAUACACUAUUAUAUAAUGCACUUUUAUAUUAUAAUUUACUGUUUUAACAUGUAAAUGAGGUAAUUUAUGGUAAUUUGAUUUAAGAAAUGUUUAUUACAUUAAAGCACUAAAAAGGAAAAUAAAUCUAAACAGCUAUCGAUAGCAAGUG